AUGAUCAAUUCUUCCAACAAAUGUACAAAUUCUUAUGAUGUCGAUUCUAAUUUUGAUGGUUGGAAUAAUUCAGCAAGCGUAGCGGAAAAUUAUGAUGAUAAUUUUGUAGAAAGUAACGAGAAUUUGAACUAUUCAACGAGGUCAUUUCCAUCUAAAUGGUUCGAUAAUCUCAACAAUAGCGGUAACAAAAGUUCGAAAAAGAAGAAACAGGCCGCUGGUGAAAAAGUGGAAGAAGAAAAUUUGGAAACAGCUGAUGAAGAGGAGGACAAAGAAGAGGAAGAACAAAAAGAUGGAAAUAUCAAAUUUGAAGAUACUGAAAAAGAACAAAAUGGAGAAAUUGAAAUGGUUUUCGUUCCUGAUACUAAAUCGUCGGUAUUUGAACCGAAAGAAAAUGAAGAAAUAGUUGAUAUAAUCUCCAACGAAGGCGGUGAAGGUAACAAAAAUGGCGAGUUGUCUUCUACUGCCAGAGCUCAAAAUGAUACCCUAAUGAAGAAAGAUAGCGAAAUUUUUCUAACGAAUCAACUGAAUUAUUUCUCAGAUAAGUCGGACGAGUGCUACCAUCACGAAAAACGUCUGAGUGAAAUCUGUAGAAAACGUUACAAUAAUCCAGAAUGGUUCGAAAUGACGAUCAUGACUAGGGACAAAACCGACCGUCCAUUAGGGACUGCCACUCCCACGAAACAAGACGAACACUUAGCGCAACAUCAGCACGAACUUUCUCGCGAAAAUGGCGAAUUAGCCUCAACGAAACCGGUUGAUAUUGUCAAAAAUGAAAUUGCCAUAAAAUGCGAGAAUGGAAUUUGCACGAUGGAUACCAGAACCUCUCCGAUGAAAAUUAACGAGGGCGCUGCCGAAAACUUUGACAGCAGUUUUGUCGAGAUGAAACUUAACAUGCGGUUCAAGAAGAAAAUAACUAGCCACUACGCUAUGCUGAAGUCAGCGAAAGAUGUCAAAAUGGAUCAACAGCAUGGCCUGCUUACAGAUUCAAGGAGACCAUCCGAACGCCAAAGUCUUCUAUCUAGAAAACCGAGCAAUCUGCCAGUGAAGACCUCAGGAUCCCCGUUAAAACAAGCUCCUACCGACGCGGCCGCAACUGAAGCAGCAACAGCAGCUGCCAACCAAAACUACAUACUACCAACCACCAUGUCCACCACACCUAACUACAUCCACAGUCAGCCAAUCGGCAACGCCGAGCACAAAAUCGUCGAUGAUGACGACAAACGCAUCCCACUUAAGCCUAGCUUCUCAGGAAUUAACAGCCAACAGUUCAUCACCUCAACAACCUACCACCACUACCAGUCACACAGUCCAGAGUUCUCCAUCAGAAAGGAAUACCCGUCGAAUGAUUGUACCCAGAAAUACCAUCACGUACAAUACGACGGCGAAGAGGAGGUUCAUAUGAAACUGCUACCGAGUGUGCACACCUACACAAGUUCCCCAAGAUCUCCAAUGUCCCAAAGUCCGAAACGUCAAUAUUCUGAUAUCGAGAAUGUUUACACACACAUCCAUUCCCCACCGCAUAGAGCCUCACAUUUAGUCAAAGAUCCGGUCAAUGACGACUGCCACCACCGUAGCAGCACCAUCGCCAGACGCUUGGAAGCCCUGAGACCAGCUUCACGUGUGUUUAACAAUAAAGUUGAGCGAAUCAGCGAUAAAUGGAAACAUCGAUUCGACAUUUUAAACUAUCAAAAAUCGUUCGAAUGUUAUCCGACGAAGUAUUUCAAAAAAACCGACACCGAAACUAAGUGUCCAGCCUCGCUUGGUCAAACGAAUUGCGAAUUUCUUCGAGAAUUAGAACAGGCAACCAUGACAGUCGGCCAUCUUGAAUCCUGGCUCUCCCUUCAGAAGGGGGCCGUUCACCAGCCGUGCACCUACAUGAGUCGCAAUCACGCCGGCAUGCUCAUACAGGUCCAACUCACCGUCAAAGAGGUGAGAUAUGAAAGAGCUGUCAGAUUGUCAAGUUCUUAUAUUCUAACAUUCGAGUAUAAGUUAGCACUAGUUAAUAAAUAA
This is a messenger RNA of Helobdella robusta, 2010 nucleotides long. RefSeq lists its product as hypothetical. The record is from RefSeq and is a predicted model, not a curated record. The coding region runs from base 1 to 2010 and encodes 669 amino acids. The transcript is spliced from 5 exons. Lineage: Eukaryota; Metazoa; Annelida; Clitellata; Rhynchobdellida; Glossiphoniidae.